Molecule: messenger RNA, 2052 nt
Organism: Eimeria tenella
Lineage: Eukaryota; Apicomplexa; Conoidasida; Eucoccidiorida; Eimeriidae
Product: proline oxidase, putative
Exons: 6
Coding region: 1-2052 (683 amino acids)
Cellular component (GO): mitochondrion
Molecular function (GO): proline dehydrogenase activity; FAD binding
Source: RefSeq, a predicted model, not a curated record
AUGGCCUUCCUUCCCUGCUGCUUCUCAAGGAGGCUGGCCGAAGCAACAGAAGUAGCAACAACAACAAUAACGCAAGGAGCAAGAGCCCUUAGAGGCAACGCGACGGGAAUUCGGGCUCUUUGUUACGCAGGCCACACAUACGGCAAGCCUGUCUUUGCUUCUGCGGCAGGGCUCACAGAAUGCAGGAAUGUGGGCCAGCCAUUUGGGGCUUUCAGGUUUGCCUACAUAGGCGCACUAGUGGCAGGUGCCAGAGCAGCAACAGCAGCAGCAUACCAUGUGGCGACGCCAGCAGCAUCAAUUGCAGCAAGCCGCUGGCUCUGCAGUCGCGGCUUUGCGUCUGGAGUAGGGCAGCAAUUUAUUUUCGCCCCAGGGCAGCAGCGACAGCAGACUCACCCGCAGGAAGAGUCCCAUCAGCCGCCGUCGCCAGCUCCUCGGGCGCCGCCAAACCAACGGCAGCAGCAAAAACAGCAGCUGCAGCAGCUUGUAUUAACAGGGGAUGCAGCGGGAGCAGCAGCCUUGCGUCUGUAUAGCAUGAGUGAUUUGUUGCGCUCCUUGUUUGUAUUUAGUUUGUGCCGGCACCAUUGGCUGGUUGACAACUGGGAGUCCCUGUUGAAUGUUUCUUGUCGCAUCUUUGGAAGCCGCGCUGUCUUCGCUUUCAUUAGAUUUUCUUUCUUCAAAGUCUUCUGUGGAGGAGAAGCUUUGGAAGAGGUUGUGCAAACCCUGGACAAACUCAAGCAGAGAAACUUGGGAGCCAUAUUGGAUUAUGCUGCAGAGCAGCAGCUACCUGGCCUGCCGGGCGCUGCUGUGCGCACUGAAGACCACACUCACAAAUUCACCACUGCCGUGAAGAUCACAAGAGAAAUAAUACGUUUAGCAGGAGGGAGAGGGGAAGGUUUCGUCGCAACAAAGGUCACAGCUUUCGGGCCCACAGAACCAAUGUUCCUUUUCAACUCGCUGGUGCUGCAAACAGACAAGCUCUUCGCAAAAAUUGCAGGCAUAGAGGCCGUAGCGUCUAACGGCAGGCCCUAUCCGAAGCAGUUAGCAGCAGCGGAAGUUUCGGAAGAUCGAUUUAUCUCCGCAUUGACAGCUGAAGGAGUGGGGGCUCUUGAGGCAGAGUCACUUUUCAAGGAGUUGCUGAAACAGCCGGGAGGCAGAAGCAGAAGCAGCAGCAGCCCUAGCGAGAAGAAGACAGUGUCGUACUUUCAGUGGAGCCACAGGGUCACUCCCGACGCGGUCGGCCAUGAUGGUCCUUUGCAAUGCCUGCAGAAGGUCUUGCCGAUAUUGAGUGCUGAAGACUUGCUGGUCUACGAAGAUAUUUGCUCACGCUUUUUUUCUGUCUGCGAAUACGCCGCACAGCAGCAGCAGCAGCAGCAGCACCAAAAGCCGACCAUGCUGUUGGUGGAUGCGGAGCAGAGCACCUUGCAAGCAUUCAUUCAUCUCAUAACUGUCCAGGCGCAAAAGAAAUACAAUUUGGAGAGACCAGUGAUUGUGAACACCUACCAGGCGUACCUCACAGAUACAAGAGACCGUCUAGAGCGUGAUCUGGAGCUAUCUAAUAUUUUUGGAUUUGCCCUAUCGGUCAAGUUGGUGCGGGGCGCCUAUGUCUGCCAAGAGAUCAAAGCAGCAUCGGAAACGGGGCAGCCCCUGCAGGUAUUCAGCGGCAUUGAAGGUACACACAAGAGCUUCGACGCGUGCCUUCAGUUCCUACUGCGGAAUUUGGACCAAGUUUAUGCUUUCAUAGCGUCCCACAACGCACGUUCUUUAGAACUGGCCGCGAGCUUGCUGAGAGGUGGUGGGGCUGCUAUCGAGGCUGACGGAUCUUCUCGGAAGGUGGCGUUUGGCCAGCUGUAUGGCAUGGGGGAUGCGCUUUCUCAGGGGCUGUCUUCUGCGGGUUUUGAUGUAUACAAAUAUGUGCCCUUUGGGCCCGUGGAAGAUACUAUUCCCUACCUUCUCCGCAGAGCACAGGAAAAUACUGGCAUGCUUGGAGGCGCCCAAAAUGAAGUCAGAUAUCUUUGCCAUGAAAUCACGAGGAGAGUUCUAGGCCGCAAAUAA